CAGCGCAGAGAGGAACGAGAGACGUCGCGCUGCCGCUCUCUGCGAAACGAGGUGGGGGCAGCAGAACAGAAGUGCUACGUCCUGGCUGUCGAUCAUACGCGAUUUACAGGCAGUAAUGAAGUGACAGACAGACAAAAACUUAAUGUCAAACAAAUGGUGUCUAAAUAGAAUAUGGCGCCGUCGGGCUCGCGUAGUAUCAAACGGAGCUGUCAGACAGUUUUGUAUUGGAUUCCAGUUAUUUUUAUCACCCUCAUAGUGGCUUGGUCUUACUACGCGUAUGUUGUACAGCUCUGCAUAGAAUCGAUCGACAACAUUGGACAGAAGAUUGUUUAUCUGCUGGCCUAUCAUGUUGCCUUCAUCUUGUUUACCUGGGCCUACUGGCAGACCAUCUUCACCAAGCCCAUGAACCCCCUGAAAGAGUUCCACCUGUCCUACUCAGACAAGGAGCUGUUGGAGCGCGAGGACCGUGGAGAGUCUCAGCAGGAGAUUCUUAGAAGGAUAGCCAAGGAUUUACCCAUCUACACCCGCACCAUGUCUGGAGCUAUUCGUUUCUGUGAUCGCUGCCAGCUGGUCAAGCCUGAUCGAUGUCACCAUUGCUCAGUCUGUGAUAAAUGCAUCCUAAAGAUGGAUCACCAUUGCCCCUGGGUGAAUAACUGUGUGGGCUUCUCCAACUAUAAGUUUUUCAUGCUGUUCCUGGCAUACUCCUUAUUAUAUUGCAUUUUCAUCACUGCUACAGAUCUACAGUACUUCAUUAAAUUCUGGACCGCUGAAGGUAGAACACACGACCGUCUGUUAGAAUACCUGAAUGGUCUGCCUGACACCCAGGCUAAGUUCCACAUCAUGUUCCUGUUCUUCGCUGCUUCCAUGUUCUCUGUCAGUCUGGCCUCACUGUUCGUCUACCACUGCUGGCUGGUCUGCAAGAACAGAUCCACUCUGGAGGCGGUCCGCGCGCCAGCGUUCCGUCAUGGGGCAGAUAAGAAUGGCUUCAGUCUGGGCCUCGGUAAGAACUUCCGCCAGGUCUUCGGUGAUGAAAUGAGAUACUGGCCAUUUCCUGUGUACUCCAGUCUGGGUGAUGGGUGCUCCUUCCCAACCUGUCUGGUGAACCAGGAUCCUGAGCAGCCCACCUCUCCUGGACACAACCCCCCUCCCAACAAGACUGUUGUUGGAGAGAGCCACCAGUUCCCAGUCAAACCACUGAGGGAGUCCCAAAGUCGACUGCUGAACAGCGCUCCCUCCUGGACAGAGAAUGGGGGAGCAGAGGACAAAGAGAGACGGGGCACAAGUAACCCAGCAAUGGCCAUAGAGAAUGAAACAUAACCCCGGCGAGGAAUGACGACUUCCACGUGGAAUCAUAGGUCUAUGCUGAUCCCAGUGUUCAGCGUGCCUAUGAGAAUGUGCAGUUGUGAUAUCACCAUAACCAGUCAUCUUUCUUACCAUAACACACUGCUUUAGUUAAUUGCUGCUUA
This is a messenger RNA of Salvelinus sp. IW2-2015, 1466 nucleotides long. RefSeq names its product zinc finger DHHC-type palmitoyltransferase 2 (gene zdhhc2). The record is from RefSeq and is a predicted model, not a curated record. NCBI's taxonomy places the organism in Eukaryota, Metazoa, Chordata, Actinopteri, Salmoniformes, Salmonidae. Gene Ontology annotation, molecular function: palmitoyltransferase activity.